AUGGUGUCCGCCUUCAUCCACCCUGAUUCAUUACAUACGCUUGAAGAUCCCGUAGGUGUACCAUUUAAGAAAUGCUGUUGCAUUCUUACUCCCGGGAAAAUAAAGAAUGGAGGAAUGUAUUGGCCCACAGCACUAAAACAACAUGCCACACUGAUAUUUGUGCCCUUUUCGGCAGAAGACACUUUUAUGACUCUACGGGUUCCAAUUGGACUUGGAGUUUUAGUAGGCACAGUAGAACAGCCGAAUAUGCCAGUUAGUACCGGAAGAUUUAGAUGUACAUUUACAAAUGAGCAAAUGGAAAAUCUAAGGCAAUAUGUAGAAGAUGUAAAUAAAAGAGCAUUUGGCAUAACUCGAGAACAGUUUGCAAGAAUUGUCUAUGAUUAUGCCGAAACGCUUAGGAUUUCUCACCGCUUAACAAUAUUACUAAGGAGGCAGGAAAAGACUUUAUUCAAGACUUUAUGGAAAAAUUUAGGAUUUCAUUAAGAAAACCCGAAGCUACUUUCGCAGCGAGAUUGCAAGCUUUUAAUAGAACAAGUGUCGAAGCAUUUUUUACUUUAUAUCAAGAAGUGUUGGCCAAAAUAAAUUACGCUCCUCAUCAAAUCUUUAAUAUAGAUGAGACCGGCUGUCCUACUGUGCCUACUAAAACUCCAAGCGUCCAAUUGGAACCCGUAGAGUCAUAAAAGUGUCUUCUGCCGAAAAGGACACAAAUGUCAGUGUGGCAUGUUGUUUUAGUGCUGUGGGCCAAUAUAUUCCUCCAUUAUUUAUUUUCCUGAGAGUAAGAAUGCAACAGCAUUUCUUAAAUGUUGCACCUACGGGAUCUUCAGGCGUAUGUAAUGAAUCAGGGUGGAUGAACGUGGACAACUUUAUUUUGUGGUUACAACAUUAUAUAAAAAAUGUGAGGCCUUCCAAGGACAAUCCUAUUUUACUUUUAAUGGACAACCAUUUGUCGCACGUAACUUUACCGGCAGUAACUUUAUGUCGAAAAAACUAUAUUGAUGUUUUGGGUUUUCCUCCUCAUACAAGUCAUCGUAUGCAAGCGUUGGAUGUGUCUUUUUACGGACCCUUUAAAACCGCUUAUAGCCGGGCAUGCUAUAAUUAUUUAAUGCAACAUCCAAGUCAAGUCAUUACAAUUAAAGAUGUGGCAGGGAUUUUUAGUGUGGCUUACAAUAAGGUAAGGCCACAAUAAAAAAUGCUGUUCACGGUUUUAAAGCAACUGGUUUAGUUACACUAAAUUCUCAAAUUUUUGAUGAUUCUAUGAGCCUUCAAUGGCAACAGAUAAACCAUUCGAAGUGUCAAAGGGUCUUAACAGAGAAAACCCCUCUUCUGACAAUGAUAUGUCAAUACAAACUACAGCUACUACUGGAUUCAACCCAAGUGAUACUGAUGCUUCUUUAGUACUUGUCAACUCUGAAGUUAUAGCAGGACCAUCUAAAAAAGGUUCACUCGAACCCAGAGCUGGACCUUCUAAAACAUUAUUUGGCUUGCCUCAACUCUCUGCUGCUAUUCUCACGACAAAAAAACCAAGAAAGAAAUUGCCGUCAUUGUAUAUAACUAGUACUCCUGUUAGUGAUACCUUGGAGAGUAAAGAAGCUGGGAAAAAAUUAAAGAGGAGAAGAAAAAAGAAAAUCCGAAAAGAAAAGCUGAAAAUGCUAAAAAAAUGCUAAUAAACCGAAAAAGAUGGCCACACAAAAGAAAAAAUUGCAGAAACAUGUUAGACAAAUAAAGUUUGAUAAUGACAGUGUGUCUUCAGAUUCCACCAUAUAAAUAGAUUACAUGGAAAGUGAUCAUGACAUCGAUUACGUCGGAGAUACAGAAGAAGUUUGUUUAAUUUGCAGUGAAUCAGGCAAAGAUGAACUUUGGUAUGCCUGCUCCUCUUGUAGUAAAUGGGUGCAUGCCGCCUCGUAAGGCAUAUGUUUGUGACUUUUGUCAAGUUUAAUAAAAAUAUAAUUAAUUUUCAAAUAUAGUUUCUUUUUCGUCAUCUUACCCACCCAAUAUUGUCAUCUUACCCGCCUACGAGGGCAAGAUGACGAACUUGACAUCCAAUUUUUAAGGUAAAGAAUU
Molecule: messenger RNA, 2061 nt
Organism: Acanthoscelides obtectus
Lineage: Eukaryota; Metazoa; Arthropoda; Insecta; Coleoptera; Chrysomelidae
Source: the annotation of a GenBank genome assembly